Leguminivora glycinivorella is the source of this 1619-nucleotide messenger RNA. RefSeq names its product zinc finger protein OZF-like. Gene Ontology annotation, biological process: regulation of transcription by RNA polymerase II. Bases 59 to 1396 code for a protein of 445 amino acids. Gene Ontology annotation, molecular function: DNA-binding transcription factor activity; RNA polymerase II cis-regulatory region sequence-specific DNA binding. The transcript has 4 exons. The record is from RefSeq and is a predicted model, not a curated record. Lineage: Eukaryota; Metazoa; Arthropoda; Insecta; Lepidoptera; Tortricidae.
AUUAAUAUUUCUGACUGUAGUGUGUAUUAUUCGCAGCAAUUUAAGGAUAACCACUGAUAUGGAGAUAGCACUAGAUUCACAGAGCAAAAAUGAAAAUGUUCCAUACAGACAUAAAUGCCUUGUUUGCAGCAAAGAAUUUUCUCAAAAGAGCAGCUUAAUAUCACAUAUCAAGCUCCACACAAAAUCUGAUAUGUACCAAUGUGAUUAUUGCCUUAAAACAUACAAUAGAAAGUCAACUUUGGAACAACAUAUCAGAAAACAUACUAAAUCAAAUAUCUAUCAAUGUGAACUAUGUUAUAAAUAUUAUACUGUUAAAGCAAAAUUAAAAAUUCACCUGAGAAGUCAUGAGAAAGUAAAUUUUUUCUCUUGCAAUAUAUGUAAUCGAAGUUACACACAUAAACAUAGCCUGGUGUCUCAUUUACUUUCACAUAAAGGGCUUACACACACUUGCGAAUAUUGCGGCAAAGUGUAUAGGAACAAAUCAAAUGUGGAAAGGCAUUUAUUAACACAUGAAGGUGUAAAACCAUAUCAAUGCAAUGUGUGUUUGAAGAAAUUCUACCAAAAAAUACAUUUAAUGAAGCAUUUAACUAUCCAUAGUGGGGAGAGGAAAUUCCAAUGUCUUAUUUGUGACAAAUGUUUUGGUAGAAAAGACAGUUUGGUGAAACAUGGUAAAAUACAUACUUUAAAAUAUAAAGACAAUAUAAAGCUGCUCGAUUCUACAGAUGAUAAUAUUUUAAUACAAAGGAUUUACAAGCAUUUUAAUGAGAAAAAUGAAUUAUCAAUAGGUAAUUAUGGAAUUGAUAACAACCAAGACUAUGCAUUUGAAAAUGGUGAAAUGAAUGCCACACCUGAAGAAGAAUUAGAAUGCAUAAGUUUCACAAAUGAGCCCACAAAUGAUAUAAGUAAAGAAAAUAUAACAGAAGACAUUUUAAAAACUACUCCAAAAUUAGAAAAUAUAAAAUACAAUUGCAAUAUAUGCAAUAAGAGUUACAAGCAUGAAAAAUCACUAAAACUACACACAAAGUUACACACAUCAGACGCUAUAGCAUGCGAGGUAUGCGCUAAAGUUUUCACCGUAUUCAGCAAGUAUGAAGCGCACAGACUAUCUCAUAUGGGAGUGAAGCGGUUCGGUUGUGAGUUGUGUGAGAAGAGGUUCACAGCGAGGCAUUCUUUGGAGGCGCACUACCGGGCUCAUGAUGGGGACAAGCCGGUUCAGUGUGCGGAGUGUGGGAUGAGGUUCACAAAGCAAAGCUCCUUCGUCCGGCAUUCGCGUACACACCGACCGCACGGGCCGCGCACACACCGACCACCCAGCGAGCUUCUGUGCGCCGCGUGCGGACGCCGGUUCAAUAGGAAAGACGUGCUAGCUGUUCAUAUGAGGAAAUGUCUUAAAUAAAUAAAUAUUGGGGACACCUUACUCAGAUCAACUUAGCCCCAAACUAAGCAAAGCUUGUACUGUGGUGCUAGGCGACGAUAUACAUACUUAAAAAAAAAGUCAUGUUUCUUGUUGGGCUUUACUGUAAGGCACAGCGGGGCAAAUCUCGACUGGGGCAAUUGUAACUAAUCCAUUCUUCCCAUUAUUACAUUAUGAUGUUGAUUUCUACAUGUAUCCACUGAAC